Molecule: messenger RNA, 5271 nt
Organism: Fraxinus pennsylvanica
Lineage: Eukaryota; Viridiplantae; Streptophyta; Magnoliopsida; Lamiales; Oleaceae
Source: the annotation of a GenBank genome assembly
AUGGUGAGUCUAGCAGAACGGGUGGGGAGCUUGGAAGGGAGCCAUAAGCAAUUACGAAAACAAAUGGAAGAAAUGCAGGUUGAGUUAAAAAAGGACAUAGAGAAAAGAGUGGCAAACAUUUCAGGGCAACUCGCCUUCAUGAGAUCAAGGUGGGAGGAAGAUGGAAGAGGAAAAAAGGGCAAUGGGCAGGAAGGAACGAAGGAGUCAGGGUAUACUCUGCACUCUGAAGUUUCACUUGGGGUAGAGACGAGCAGUAGGGAAGUUGGAGGAGCAGCACCAUUAACAUGUUGUGGAAGGGAAUUUGCUAGUGGUGAACAGCAAUUUCUCGUAAGCCAGAGGCAAAUUGUUGUAGUGGAUUCUAAUAAAUAUUAUAAUCUACAAUACUCAGACAGAGAUAAGAGUAUCGAGCAAUUAUCCUCUUCAUGCAUCACAGAGCUUGAACUGUUUCACAAUACAAGGCAAAGUGAAGCAAACUUUCUGGCAAUGGAUACAGAUUCUAAUCAGCGGAAUCUUGUAAACUCAAGAGGCUUAUCUAUCCAUGAAUUAGAGCAAAGGAGUGGACUUGACCAUCAAGCAAAAUCUUCAGUUAGAUUUGAAGCAUGUGUAUCUCCCGUUAGUUAUGGUCUUUUUGGUGGUCAGCAGCGGAUGAGUCAUCACCAUCCAAGCAUGCUGCAAUCUUUGCAGCAUCAACAGUCUGGGUUCAACGACAUGCAGCAACUACAACAAGAAGUCAUGUUAAGGAAAAUGCAAGAGCUCCAAAUGCAGCAACAACUUCGGCAACUAGGUUCAAGGCAACAAAAUUUAUUAAAUCAGAAUUUCCCCUAUCCUAAGCAGGCAUCUGGCCACCACUCCUCCCCUUGGGUGGCUGAUAAUGGAAAUUCCAAUGGGUUGCAUCAUGGUUCUCCCACCAUGCAAGAGUCCCUUAAUGCUUCUCCACUAAACCUUGGCCAGGCACGGCGUUCAGGGGAUUUAGUCCCUCAACUGGCUGAUCAAUCUCUUUAUGGAGUUCCUAUUUCUGGUUCAAGGGGUUUAACUGUGAACCAGUAUUCUCAGAUGGCGAUGGAUAGACCUUCAAUGCUGCAGACAUCGGCCUUUAGCAAUUCCCUUCCAGGUAUUCAACUUGCAGAUCAAGUUAGCAUGCAUGAUGGGACAACAAUAUCUAGACACAGAUUUCAGAAUGAAAAUAUACUGGGAAAUGUUUCUUGUCAAGCUCUUAAUGCUGGGAUAAAUAUGGAGAGCGUCCAGCAAGUGAAUCUCAUUCAAAGAGAUGCACCUCAGCAGGGCUUCAGAGGGAGGCAGAAUCAAUCUAUUUCACAGGAGCUCUCACAUGAAAAACCGACAAGGCAAUACUCUUCGAGUCAGAAUGAAGUUGCCCUGGAUCCUACUGAAGAAAAGAUAUUGUUUGGUUCAGAUGAUAAUAUAUGGGCUGCCUUUGGCAAAAGUCCUAAUAUUAGUGGAGAGGUGGGUAGUUUGUUUGACAAUGGUGGGUUGCUCAAUGGGAUUCCUUCUAUUCAAAGUGGUAGUUGGAGUGCUCUCAUGCAAUCAGCUGUUGCAGAAACUUCUAGCAGUGAUAUAGGCCCACAAGAGGAGUGGAGUGGUCUGGUAAACAGCACUUCAGCAAAUCAACACCGUUUGCCGUAUAAUGUCAGUGGUAAACAAGAUGAAUCUUUGGCCGAUAACAAUAUGCAGAUGCCUUCAGCAUUCACUUCUGGUUCUGCUCCCCAUUCUGAUGACAGCCGUAUGAACAAUAACUACCAGAAUGCCAUGGGGUUUGAUCAAUUUGUACACGAGUUUCAAGGUAAACCUGGUCAAACAUUGCAGUCUGAGAUGUCUCAAAGACAUGUCCAGUCUUUGGAGGAAGCAAACCAGUGGUCAAAUUGUGGUCCACUGCAAAGGUCAGUUGCUGAAGGAAGUCAGCUAUAUAAAAAUGUCUCACCACAUUCUCUUGAUGCAGAGAAAAAUUCAAAGUGCACUUCUACACUAUGGAAUUCCGAGCAUAGUGGAAGAAAACAGACAACCAAUCGGACAGCCUUGGGUCCUGUAAAACAUUCCAUGGAAAAUGAAGGGGGCUUGGGUUUGAAUGAUGCUGGUUCCAUACCUAACUCAAGUGCCACUGGGGUUGAUGAGGAAAACAGUCAAUUUGUUCAGAAUGGUAAUUUACUCAAUCAAUGGAAGAAUACCAAUCCUUUGGUUAAAUCCCGAAGAGGUGAAAGCUUUGGGAGCAUGCUGCACAGCACAAAUGAAGGUGAUCAAGUUUCAGAUUCAACGCAUGGUAGUGACAGAGAGGAAGUUGCAACACAUGAGAUGGACAGUUCUGAUUUGAAGGGAAAUUCUAAUGAGAGUUUCCCUACCUUAUUACAGCACAUUCCUAGUGGUUUGAGGGACAGUGGGUUGUCUGAUGCUAGCGACUCAGAACCUUUGCCCACUGGCAAGCAAAAGUCGACUAAUCAGCUUGGUAGGAAAGCUUCUGGUCCUCGCAAGUUUCAGUAUCAUCCCAUGGGAAACUUGGAUGAGGAUGUGGAAUCUGCUCAUGGAAUGAAGCAGCGUACACAUGCACUGGCCAUGUCCCAGCAAAAUGUGCAUCUUGGUGGGUCGAAGUCUUUUAAUCAGGUCCCAAUGAAAUCUAUGCGACAAUCUCCUGAUCUUCAAAGAGACAACAAAGGCCUUGAAGGGGGGCCAUCCCAGGGAAGUCUUCCUGGUUAUACACCUAAUAUUUCUGUUCCUUUUAACAGAUCUGUUGAUUCAUGCACACCAAACAAGACUUCAUCAAGUCAAAACAUGCUGGAGCUUCUUCACAAGGUGGAUCAACCUGUCAAUCUUGGUCCCAUGAUGCACUUCAAUUCUUCUGAACAGAAUUCAUCAUCUAAGCUAUCUGAAACAGAAAAUUGUGAUAGUUCUGUUGACCGACUCCACCGCAAUAAUUCUUCUGCCUCUCAAGGUUUCAGAUUGCAGCUUGGUCCUCCAUCUCAACUGAUGCAGAUUUCAGAACAUUCACCUACUUCUCAAACUGCUCAACAUACAAAUGAUUCUCCACAUUCAAGUCAUGCUGCUGCAGAAAUUGGAGAGAAGGGCCUGCUAAAAGUCACGACAUCUUCAAUUCAAUCGGCGCCUUUUUCUAAUGAACAAUCCAAGACUCGGUUCAAAAAUGAGAAAUCUGGAAUUCCAUGCCAAUCUGAAAGUGGAUCCACUCUGUAUAAGAUACCUGGAAAUUUUUCUUCAACGUUAAAUUCUGGCUCUGGCCACUCAAUAAGUCCUUUUCAUCAUCAACAGAUGACCAGGGCAAGUGGACAAAUGUCAGCAAAUCAGCAUAUUAACUCGUCUUUUGAUAGAAGUGCUUCCCACUCCACCCAGGAAGGAUCUAAGGAAACUUUUUUGCUUGAUGCAUCUUGCAGUACUUCACAUGAUAAUCAUGUGUCUUCGGGGGGCACAUCUUGGCAAAACAGCACUAAUGAUCCACAGGCAAGAGGUUCAACUGAUACAAUGUCAGCUAGGGAUCAUGUGCCUCCUUCUCAACCAUUGGGCCCGCACGGUGCAUCUGCACAGAUGUUUAUGUGGACCAAUGUUCCUACACACCAACAAACUUUGCGUGCUCAGUUUCACAAGGUGUCGGCACAUUUUCCAGAGUCACCCCACCCAAAUAUUGUGGAAUCAAGUUCCUCUGUACCCCAUACUGUAGAUGAUCAUUAUGUGAAGAAAGGUGAGAAUCUCCCAUCCGAACAUAGUGGAAUUCCUAUGAACUCUGCAGUUGUUAGUGGGGAAGGGCUGAGGUUGAAGGAAAGCGCUGAAUGGCUAAUAACAUCUGUAAACACUGACCUAGUUCAAAAGAUGAAUGAAUCACAUGAAAAAGUAUCAUCUGUCAAGUAUCCAUUGGAUGAUUGUCCUGCUAAUUCUUCUUCAACACAAAAGGAUAUUGAAGUAUUUGGUCGGUUGUUGAAACCGAAUAGCUUCUCUCAUGAAAAUUACUCCUUACUAAAUCAAGUGCAGGCCAUGAAGGAUGCAGAGACUGAUCCAAACAUUAGGGUCUCAAAGAGAAUGAGAGGACCAGAUAGUGGUCCGGGUGUUCAACAAGUAGCUUUGGAAGGAGGGCAGGUAAAUGAACAUAGCAUUAUUAAUGGAGAUUCAUUAGGGUCUAAUGCUGCUGCAGUUUCGUCUGGGGAUUCUAGAAUGCAAAUAUUCUCCAGGUCAGCUGAUAUCUUGGAAAAGAAUGUCACUUCUCAACAUGGAAAUGUAGCUUCUCAGGACGUGCUUACAUUUGGUCGCAAUACUUUUCAGAGAAUUUCUCUUGGUCCACAGAUGGCACCAUCCUGGUUCGAUCACUAUGGAACUUCUGAAAAUGGACGAAUUUUGCCAAUGUACGAUGCAAGCACGGUCACCACUUUAAGAACAGUAGAACCACCUUUUACUCUUGGGAAAUCUUCCAGUAGUUUGCAUACAAGUAAUUCCAUGGGUGGUACAAGUCUUGUUGGUGGCGCCCAACAAAGUUCUAUUCCUUCAUCAGUAGCAACUGAACAUUUCUCUUCUCCUGAGUCAUUGCACAUGGUAAUAUUGGAAACCAAGAAGCGCAAGGAUGCUACUUCUGAACGUCAUCCUUGGCACAAGGAAGUAUCACAGGGUUUGCAAAAUCUUAAAACUAUCAGGAUGGCAGAAGUCAAUUGGUGUAAAGCAGCAAAUAGGCUAACUGAUAAGGUGGAAGAUAUUGACUUGAUUGAAGAUGGACUGCAAGUGCUUAGAUCAAAGAGAAGGCUUAUCUUGACGACACAACUUAUGCAGCAAUUGAUCUGCCCCCCACCAGUAGCAAUUCUCUCAUCUGAUGCUAGUUCAGAUUAUGAGAGCGUGCCUUACUCUGUGUCUAGGAUAGCAUUGGGAGAGGCUUGCAGUGCAGUUUCUCACUCAAGUGAUUCAGAUAUGCCUUGUGGUGGAGAAGACGUACUUUCUACUAAGGGCAAACAAUCAGAGAGAAUUAGCGGUUGUCUUUUUGGAAAAGCUAUCACAGAAUUUAUGGGAAGAGCAAUGAAGUUAGAAAACGAGUUCUUGAGACUAGACAAGAGUGCAUCAAUAUUGGACCUAAGAGUCGAAUGCCAAGAUCUGGAGAAGUUUUCUGUCAUAAAUCGUUUUGCUAAAUUCCAUGGUCGGGGGCAAAGUGAUAGUGCUGAGACAGCAUCAACCUCAGAUGUCUCGUCAAGUAUUCAUAAACCUUUCCUGCAGAGAUAUGUCACUGCUCUUCCAAUGCCUAGAAGUAUUCCUGACAGGGUACAAUGUCUAUCACUAUAA